AUGAACCCCAAGUAUCUGCUUUUUCUUCCCCUGGGGUUUGUCUGCGCCAACCCAAUCGAAGCCCGCGGCAAAAACAAUGGCUGCCCUGCUGCAAAUGGCGGAUGCAGUGGCACCUGCAUUCACACCGGAGGCGGAGACUAUUGUCGAACACAGUCAAAGGAUACUACAUACGACUUCCCCUGUGGAAGAGUAUUCAAUGGCAAUAGCCAGCAACUUACUUCUUGCGGAGGAAAAUCUGGUGGAUCUUGCACUGCAUAUGGAGAUUACGAGACGUUCUGCCCAUACUGGGCUUAG
Molecule: messenger RNA, 294 nt
Organism: Fusarium subglutinans
Lineage: Eukaryota; Fungi; Ascomycota; Sordariomycetes; Hypocreales; Nectriaceae
Exons: 3
Coding region: 1-294 (97 amino acids)
Source: RefSeq, a predicted model, not a curated record